This is a messenger RNA of Syngnathoides biaculeatus (alligator pipefish), 1523 nucleotides long. It is a transcript of the gene msx1a, whose product is annotated as muscle segment homeobox 1a. The record is from RefSeq and is a predicted model, not a curated record. Lineage: Eukaryota; Metazoa; Chordata; Actinopteri; Syngnathiformes; Syngnathidae. Bases 156 to 1022 code for a protein of 288 amino acids. Gene Ontology annotation, cellular component: nucleus. Gene Ontology annotation, biological process: embryonic morphogenesis; regulation of transcription by RNA polymerase II. The transcript is spliced from 2 exons. Gene Ontology annotation, molecular function: DNA-binding transcription factor activity, RNA polymerase II-specific; RNA polymerase II transcription regulatory region sequence-specific DNA binding.
ACAUGGGGACGUCGACACCUUGACGCACCAGCUUCUGACUCCUUGCAUCUUUUAGAAUCCCUUUUCUUGAUUUAAUUAAAAAAAAAAAUCGGGAACCCGCAGAGUUUUAGCACGGGACUCGCCUCCACAAGCUCCACGGUGUCAACCGGACCUGUAUGGCCCCAUCGUCAGUGUCGAUGUCGCUUUUGCCCUCCGCCGCGGCUUUGGAAAGUGAAGCUCCCCCCGCACGCUUGGCGCUCGUCACCAGAGGCGACAUGCAGACGAGCUUGAGCCCCGCAGAGGACGCCGGGAAGCCCAAAGUGGCCAUCCUGCCGUUCAGCGUCGAGGCUCUGAUGGCCGACCGCAAGCCGAGCAGAGAGGCGCCUUCCCCGGACGGGCCCUCCGCGCAGGCCGGGACGUCCCAGGCUCUGGGGAAGGGCGUUCGGAUGAGUCCCUUCGUAGGUCUGGAUACUUCUUCCGUGCCCACGAUCCCGAUGGGUUCCUCUUUCUCAGUGGGCGAGCUCGUGAACAUGCAGGAGGACGUGUUGAUUAAACCCGAGAGCCCAGACAGCCAAGAGAGGACUUCUUGGAUCCAGAGUCCUCGUUUUUCUCCCACACCUCCACGGAGGUUGAGUCCUCCGGCGUGUCCCCUGAGAAAACACAAGACCAACAGGAAGCCUCGGACCCCUUUUACGACGUCCCAGCUCCUGGCCUUGGAGAGAAAGUUCCGUCAGAAGCAGUACCUGUCCAUCGCCGAGCGCGCCGAGUUCUCCAGUUCCCUCAGCUUGACAGAGACCCAGGUCAAGAUCUGGUUUCAGAACAGGAGAGCUAAAGCCAAGCGACUGCAGGAGGCAGAACUGGAGAAACUGAAAAUGGCAGCCAAGCCCAUGCUGCCCCCCGCCUUUGGGAUUUCCUUCCCGCUGAGUGCGCACGUCCCGGGGUCCUACGCGGGCUCGCACGCAUAUCAGAGGCACUCGCUGCCGGUGUCCCCCGUGGGACUAUACGCCGCCCACGUCGGAUACAGCAUGUACCACCUGGCCUGAAGGACACUUGCCCGUGGACACAUUUUUUAAAAAAUCACGAUCACUGGGGUAAGACUCCUCUUUGCAGGAGGUUUUUGUUGUUGUUGUUGGUGUUUCGUCUAUUGAGGACCUGAUGUCAUAUCUUGCGAGUAAGUCCUCCAAAAAGAUGUUUAAUCACGUGCUCAUAGUGAUGCAUCAGAUUUGUAUUAUUUUCUAAUAACAAAACAAAAGGGAAGAGAUGGCACCCAACGUGGACACGUCAACACAAUUGUGCAGCAGCAUGUUUUGUCGCGCUGCUGCAAAGCUUUUGUGGAAGCAUUUUACAUUCAUAUUAAUGUUCAGCUACACCGGACAACAGUGUCAAUGCUCUUUGUACAUUAAAAAAAACCAGCAUUUAAGAAUAACUAGUUUAAAAAAAACAGCACUAGUGUCUGUUGUUGGAAUGAUUCCCUUCGCAAGGGAUACAUGUACUGUAAAAUAAUGUAUAUUUGGAAAAAUAUCCCCAUUUAUAUUAUGAAUAUA